Messenger RNA from Lytechinus pictus (painted urchin), 2790 nucleotides. RefSeq lists its product as uncharacterized. Gene Ontology annotation, biological process: DNA integration. Gene Ontology annotation, molecular function: nucleic acid binding. The transcript has a single exon. Bases 1 to 2790 code for a protein of 929 amino acids. The record is from RefSeq and is a predicted model, not a curated record. Lineage: Eukaryota; Metazoa; Echinodermata; Echinoidea; Temnopleuroida; Toxopneustidae.
AUGUUCCACCAAGUGAGGGUCACACCCGCCCACACUGAUGCGCUCAGAUUCUUGUGGUGGGAGAACGGCAACACGGACACGACGCCUAAGGCGUACAAGAUGCAAGUCCAUCUGUUUGGAGCGACUUCGUCUCCAAGCUGUGCAGGCUUUGCACUCCAAAGGACUGAGGAAGACAACAGGCAGGACUUUGAGCCAGAAGUUUGUCAGAUAGUCAAGGACAAUUUCUAUGUCGAUGACUGCCUGAAGUCUGUUCGCUCUACAGAGGAAGCGAUAAGGCUCAUUCCUCAGUUAUGCAGCCUUCUAAGAAAAGGAGGAUUCAGACUAACAAAGUGGGUCAGCAAUGACAAGGAAGUGUUGGAAACAGUCCCUCUUACAGAAAGGGCUGCAUCGGUAGUUGAUCUAGAUUUGGAUCAUCUUCCAAUAGAGAGAACACUUGGAGUCUUAUGGAACAUGGACUCUGACAUGUUUAGCUUCAAGGUUUCUCCCAAGGACGUACCAGCAACAAGAAGGGGUAUACUGUCCGCCACAAGCUCCUUGUAUGAUCCACUUGGAUUUGUGGCACCUUUCACAGUAAAUGCAAAGCUUCUUUUGCAGGAUCUUUGCGCCCAAGGUCUUGGCUGGGACGAGAAGAUCAAGGACCAGGACUUGCAACGCUGGCGAGCCUGGCUGGCUGAGUUACCAGAGUUAACCUCAGUACACAUCCCCAGAUGUUUCAAGCCAUCUGACUUCAAGGACCCUGUCUAUGAUCUCCAUGUGUUCUGUGAUGCGUCAGAAAGAGCAUAUGCAGCAUGUGCCUAUCUACGGAUAGAGGAUUCUGGUCGCACCCACAGUGCACUUGUGAUGGGGAAGACAAGACUUUGUCCUCUGAAGAAGAUGACAAUUCCCAGAUUGGAGCUGCCAGCAGCAGUACUAGCGGUAAAGCUGGGUCGAACCAUCAUGGAAGAACUCAGGCUACCAGUGAGGAGCGUCACAUACUGGACUGACUCUACCUCAGUGCUGCUGUACAUAAGGAAUACCAGUAGGAGAUUCCGUACAUUUGUGGCAAACAGAGUAGCUGUCAUUCAAGAAAAGAGUGGCACUUCACAGUGGCGCUACGUUGAUACCAAGAGCAAUCCAGCAGAUGAUGGCUCAAGAGGAUUGCAUGCAGGACAGCUAUCAAGAUGGAUCCAAGGACCAAACUUCCUUCUGAAGCAAGAAGAAGACUGGCCGGAAGCAUUCCUAACUCCGACUGACCAGAGAGUAUUGCCCGCUCAGGACCUCAAGGAUGAUCCUGAGAUGAAGAGGACUAAUGCCAUAUCAAUCAAGCCUCAAGACAGCAUUAGUAAUCUGAUCAGUCGCUAUUCAUCCUGGAAUAGAUUAAAGAGAGGAGUAGCUUGGAUCCUUCGCUUCAAGGCACACUUGAUAGCCCGCACAAAGAAAGGUACAUCUCAGAAGACUACAGAUUUGACACCUUCCGAGUUGUCGGAAGCUGAGCUGGAAAUAGUGAAGUACAUUCAGAAGGAUGCCUUUCCAGCUGAGUUUGAGAAGAACAAGAAGUCAAGGGUUGAACAGUCCUCCAUGAAGAAAUUGAACCCUACCCUAGUUGAUGAUGUCCUGAGGGUAGGAGGGAGACUGGACAGAUCACCUAUUGACUUUGAUGCCAAACACCCCAUGAUAUUGCCAAGCAACCAUCAUGUGACCAGACUGCUCAUUGAGCACCACCAUCAUGAAGUUGGUCACUCUGGUGCAGGCAUGACAUGGACGGCACUAAGGUCGAAAUAUUGGAUCCUGAAGGGGGGUUCCACUGUUCGACGGAUCAUAGGGAAAUGCAUUCAAUGUAGGAAGAGGAAUGCACCAAGAGGAAGGCAAAUGAUGGCUGACUUGCCGAAAGAAAGAGUGACACCUGGCAGGCCGCCAUUUACCUUCACCGGAGUCGACUACUUCGGGCCAUUCAGUGUUAAGCAAGGACGGAGCCAGCCAAAGAGGUAUGGCUGUAUAUUCACUUGUUUGACAACUAGGGCUGUACAUCUGGAGAUAGCCAACUCCUUGGAUACAGAUUCAUUCAUUAACGCUCUUAGAAGAUUUGUAAAUCGCAGGGGGCUACCUGAGAAAAUCUUUAGCGACAAUGGCACAAACUUCAGAGCAGGACAUAAAGAACUAAAACAGAGCCUAGCAGAGCUCAAUUCAACAAAGGUGGGUCGCUUUCUAACUCAGCGAGGGAUUGAAUGGGCGUUUAAUCCUCCGGGUGCGAGCCACAUGGGUGGUGUUUGGGAAAGAGUAAUCCGGUCAGUUAGGAAGAUAUUGGGAAAUCUUCUCAAGCUUCAGACUGUAACCGACGAAACUCUCAGCACACUCAUGUCUGAAGUAGAAGCAAUCCUCAAUGCUAGGCCAUUGACACCCUUAAGCGCGGAUCCAAAAGAUGAGGAACCGCUAACUCCGAACCAUCUUCUUCUCAUGAGAAGAAAUCAGUCACUUUCACCAGGGGUAUUUGAUAAGAGUGAUUGUUAUACUCGAAGAAGAUGGAGACAAACUCAAUAUCUGGCCGGACAGUUCUGGAGGCGUUGGACAAAGGAAUACCUUCCCUUGCUCCAAGAACGCCAAAGGUGGCUUAAACCACAAAGAAACUUCCAGACUGACGACCUUGUACUCAUAGCUGAUGACACUGCUCCUCGUGGGCACUGGCCACUAGGUAGAGUGACUAUGACCUACCCAGACAGACACAGACUCGUUAGACAAGUUGAAGUUAGGGUAGAAUCUAAAUACUAUAAACGACCAAUUUCUAAAUUAUGUUUUUUAGAGAGCAACGAUUAG